Molecule: messenger RNA, 2680 nt
Organism: Coccidioides immitis RS
Lineage: Eukaryota; Fungi; Ascomycota; Eurotiomycetes; Onygenales; Onygenaceae
Product: pyruvate dehydrogenase kinase
Exons: 5
Coding region: 628-1992 (454 amino acids)
Biological process (GO): protein phosphorylation; regulation of glucose metabolic process
Cellular component (GO): mitochondrion
Molecular function (GO): pyruvate dehydrogenase (acetyl-transferring) kinase activity
Source: RefSeq, a predicted model, not a curated record
AGCGGUUUCAGGUCGUCUGAGACUCUUCUUCACGUGAGUGCUUUUUUGCGCUCGCAUUCCUCAGCUUCCAAGUCCCUGACACGGGCGCAGCGUGGCUUUAUUCUCCGUUGAAGAGAGGGCCGGACCUAUCCUCUCCACCCCUCACACACAAUUCUUGAUUUCUCUGCGACAUUUUGUCGCCCUGCCUGCGGUUUGGAGGGGCUUGUCGCUGUAAUUAUAGCUGCUUCGAACCAUCGAUCGGAUAUAAGCUAAAAUUCGCCGCCCAUCCGACUCUGGGUAAGUGUCUCGCCCACUCAAGAUCGUUGGAACGCACUCGACCUCGGCAUCCUCCAUUCCCCGUGUCAUCGUCCGGUGGAGACCUUCCACUCUCCCGUUUCUGUCCGAACUUUGGUUAGCUGAUAAUUUAUAUGAUCAUAUGAAGAGUCAGAACAGUGGUCACGUAUGAUUCACCGUCUCGCAGCCGUCAACCGCUUUACAACAUAUAUAUAUAUAUAUAAUUUUUUUUUUUUUUCUUUUUCUUCUUUUUUUUUUCCCCCUGCGGUUCAGUCCGGUUGGAAUUGGGGGUUGAGAAGGAGAUAUCAGCGUUAAUAUCCUCAGGCCGCGGGGGCCUGAGUCCAACUCACAGCCAUGUGGAAGGCAUCAGAACGGCUGAUGGACACCAUCAGCCACUAUGCCUCGUUUCCAGCGACAGGAGUUUCCCUAAGGCAGAUGGUUCAGUUUGGACAUAGACCAUCAACAGGAACUCUCUUUCGCGCAUCCCAAUUCCUGUCGGAAGAACUCCCAAUCCGCCUAGCACACAGAGUCAAGGAGCUGGGCGACCUGCCGGAUGGAUUAAACGACAUGCCUUCGAUAAGAAAGGUGCAGGAUUGGUAUGCACAGUCAUUCGAGGAAAUUAUAAGUUUGCCACGGCCAACCCUUUCGCAGGAAGUCAGAGCUCGCCUUCUACGGCCGAGUCGCCAGCAUGGCCGCGAGCCGAAACUCCUCGAUGAGGCAACACAAAAUCCGAGUGUGAAAAACGGCCAAUACCGCUCCUCCACGACAUCCAUCCUCCAGCAGACAAAAGACCUGUGCAUUAACGGCAACGGCGGCAAUGGAGGUGUAAAUGGGACUACAAAGCACAGAGUCAGCGGGAACCGAAGGUACUUUGUUGCCGCAGACGACGGAGGCGACUGGCCACCCGAACUCAGGGAUUAUAACAACCGGUUCGCUUCGACGCUACAUCACAUCAAAAGGCGGCAUGAUAGCGUGGUCACGACAGUUGCGCAAGGAAUUCUGGAAUGGAAACGGAAAAGGCAGCGGCUGCAGAUUGACUCUAAUAUACAAUCGUUCCUUGAUCGUUUUUACAUGUCUCGUAUCGGUAUACGAAUGCUGAUAGGGCAACAUAUUGCCCUUACACAGCAGACGCAUGAAUACCACCCGAACUAUGUCGGAAUCAUCUGUACCAAGACGAAUGUCCGUGAACUUGCGCAGGAAGCGAUUGAGAACGCGCGGUUCGUCUGUGAAGAUCAUUAUGGAUUAUUUGACGCACCCAAGGUUCGCCUCGUCUGCAAAGAUGAUUUGAAUUUUAUGUACGUCCCGGGGCAUCUGUCGCACAUGCUUUUCGAAACUCUGAAGAAUUCGUUGCGUGCUGUUGUAGAAACACAUGGCCCGGAGAAUGAUUCGUUCCCUGAGAUCAAGGUUAUUGUCGCGGAAGGCCGCGAGGAUAUAACAAUUAAAAUUUCCGACGAAGGAGGGGGUAUCCCAAGAUCGUCAAUUCCCCUAGUUUGGACGUAUAUGUACACCACAGUGGAUCAGACUCCAAAUUUGGACCCGGAUUUUAAUAAGAGCGAUUUUAAGGCUCCAAUGGCUGGUUUUGGCUAUGGGCUUCCGAUCAGUCGGCUCUAUGCACGGUAUUUCGGCGGUGACUUAAAGUUGAUUAGCAUGGAGGGAUAUGGCACAGAUGUCUACCUUCACCUUAACCGCCUUUCUUCGAGCUCAGAGCCCCUUCAAUGACAAUUACCAGUCAUGAAGGAUGGCCGCACACUCGUUCGCUCGGCUCGCCAUUUAUUCCCUUCGCUUCCAUCAUCAUCCCAAGCAUUGACGCCCAUGAAUGUGGCGGUAAUUCGUUCAAUGGUUGAAAACAGAGAGGUGUCUGAAAGGAAACAAGUAGGGGAUGCGGAGAGCCUCGUCUAUCAGGAGAGAAGUUGGAUAAGCGUUUUCCUGCGCAUUAGGAGACUUCGGCCGUUCCUACGGUUCAUGCGCGGAUUACUCUAUGGAGUCAAGACCUGACCAGUAUCCGCAACGCUUCCCUCUUUUAAGGAACUUCCAAUCGAGCAGCCAAGGGUGAAUCUUAAAAAAAAAAAAAAAAAAAAAAAAAAAAAAAAAAAAAGGGAACCCUGCGACGACAAGCAUAUCAACGACGAAAAAAGAGCACAUUUACGAGCAAUAUCCUCCAUGACGCCUUCUUUUAUUUACCGCGCUUUUACCUCCUUGAAAACUUACCGAGAACCUUUAUAAAUCCCUAUCUCCCUACUGCGCGGAGCACACGACCGAUAUCCUUUCAAUUUCCAAACAUCCCCGGCCCCACACCAUACUUUUCUCGCUUGUAUAUACUCUUUUGCCUUGACUACACUCUAGGAUUAUUUACCCGGCCGACACUUAAAGCGGAAGGUGAACGUUGAAAGAGUGGGAAUGAGGGGGG